Oppiella nova is the source of this 984-nucleotide messenger RNA. NCBI's taxonomy places the organism in Eukaryota, Metazoa, Arthropoda, Arachnida, Sarcoptiformes, Oppiidae. The record is from the annotation of a GenBank genome assembly.
GGCGAUUGAGCCAAAUGUGAUGAAUCGGUGUUUUUGUCAUUGAAUUCAACGUAUUUUGCAAUUGAGUUGUCAUUGAAUUGUUGUGACAAACAGUCAGUCAUUGUGUGUAGUGUUUGGCAUCCGUUGAACACAACAAUUGUGUGAAUCGUUUGAUCGCAUUAUUACUGUUACUAAUCGACGCAUAAACACAUUCACACAUACAUUGCCUGUCAGUGAGCACAGGGUGUGACACAUCCCAGUCCUCCACCACCACUACACACAUCCAUUACCACACAAAUCGGUUGCGGUGAUUGUCUGGAAAUCUGGAACCAUUGAACAGCAAACCCGUGUCGAGUACUUCUUCCGGAGCGUCAGUCAUGUCGUCGAUGUCGUCGCGAAAGCCGAAGGGAAGGGCGGCCACCAAGAAGAGGGCUCAGAGGGCCACCAGCAAUGUGUUCGCUAUGUUUGAUCAGGCGCAGAUCCAGGAGUUCAAAGAGGCGUUCAAUAUGAUCGACCAGAACAGAGACGGCUUCAUCGAUAAGGAGGACUUACACGACAUGUUGGCCUCAUUGGGCAAAAACCCAGAGGACGCCUACUUGGAGGGCAUGAUGAACGAGGCUCCCGGUCCCAUCAACUUCACAAUGUUCCUGACGCUGUUCGGGGAGCGCCUGCAGGGCACGGAUCCCGAGGAUGUCAUCAAAAACGCGUUCAACUGUUUCGAUGAAGACAACAGUGGUGUGAUUCACGAGGAGAGGCUCAGAGAGCUGUUGACCACAAUUGGCGAGCGAUUCACCGAUGAAGACGUGGACGACAUGUAUAGGGAGGCGCCCAUCGAUAAGAACGGAAUGUUUGAUUACCUGGAGUUCACUCGUAUCCUAAAACACGGCGCCAAAGACAAGGACGACCAAUGAGUGGCGGAUCGCGAGUGCCUUAAGAGUAUUGUGUCUUAAAUGUGCGCCAAUUGUCGCCAAAUUAUUUAAUGAAAUUCUGAUCUUUAUUUUGCAC